UGUGCGCUGCGUGUGUGUUUAUGUGCGUGUGUGUGUCCGUGUGUGUAAGUGUGUGAUGAUGAUGAUGGCGGAGCUGGUGCAGGGACAGGCCUCUGUGGCACAGCCCGGGAUGAAGGCGGACGGAUUCACGGACCCGUUCCACCGCGCGCGACAGAUUGCUAAAAUGGGGGGCGAGCAGAUGUCUCAUCUGAACAGCACACCUCCCGGGGUCGAAGCUUCUCUCUACGGCUACGGAGGCCACAAAUGCUCCCUGGAUGAAGGAGUGGCUAACCAGCUGGGAGCAAUGGGUCAUCAAAGGGCUAUAAUAACAGAGGAGUAUAAAGUGCCUGAUAAGAUGGUGGGAUUCAUAAUCGGACGCGGAGGAGAACAGAUCACCAGAAUCCAGCUCGAGUCCAACUGUAAGAUCCAGAUCGCUUCUGAGAGCGGAGGAAUGAUGGACAGACCCUGCACCCUGACCGGAACUCCUGAGAGUAUCGAACAGGCCAAGAGAUUGCUGGGGCAGAUCGUGGACCGGUGUCGAAACGGACCGGGCUUCCAUAGCCAGAUGGAUGGGAACAGCGCCGUUCAGGAGAUCUUGAUCCCCGCAAGCAAGGUCGGUCUGGUCAUCGGCAAGGGAGGAGACACCAUUAAACAUCUGCAGGAGAGGACAGGAGUAAAAAUGAUCAUGAUUCAGGACGACCCGACGCCCAAUGGAUCUGACAAACCCUUGAGAAUCACCGGAGAUCCGUAUAAAGUUCAGCAAGCGCGUGAGCUGGUCGUGGAGAUCAUCAGAGAAAAAGAUCAAGCCGAUUUCAGAGGAGGACGCAGCGACUUCGGCUCCCGGAUGGGAAGCAGCAUCGACGUGGCCGUGCCCAGGUUUGCGGUGGGCAUCGUCAUCGGCAGAAACGGAGAGAUGAUUAAGAAGAUCCAGAAUGAUGCCGGUGUCAGGAUCCAGUUCAAACCAGAUGAUGGGAUCAGUCCGGAGCGAAUGGCUCAGGUGAUGGGUCAGCCUGAACGAUGUCAGCACGCCGUUCACCUCAUCAACGAGCUGGUCCACACAGCACAGGAGCGAGAUGGUUUUGGAGGUCAGCUGGGGUCGAGAGGUCGUGGCAGAGGUCGUGGGGAUUGGAGCAUGGGCACACCUGGAGGUUUACAGGAGGUCACCUACACAAUACCUGCUGAUAAAUGUGGACUUGUUAUCGGGAAAGGUGGUGAAACCAUCAAGAACAUCAACCAGCAGUCCGGAGCUCAUGUGGAGCUUCAGAGAAAUCCUCCUCCCAACACCGACCCCAACGUCCGCGUCUUCUCCAUCCGGGGAUCCCCUCAGCAGAUGGAGAUGGCCAGACAACUGAUAGACGACAAGAUCGGGGCCAAUGGAAUGGGAGGAAACAGCAGUUUUGGACUCAGUCCUUUCACCCAAGGACCAGCGACUCCUCAUCAGAACGGUCCUCAGACGUUCAUGACCGGAGGAUGGGGUACCGCAUACCAGACGUGGCAGCCUCAGGGCCAGCAGGACCCCAGUCACAAUGGAUCCCAGACCGGUCAGAUGGACUACUCCAAAGCUUGGGAACAGUAUUAUAAAAAGCUAGGUCAACAGAGCCAGGCCCAGAGCAGCGGUCCGGAUUACAGCAAAGCCUGGGAGGAGUUUUACAAGAAACAGACUCAAGCGGCCGGUCCCGGAUCUCAGCAGAGCUCUCAACCGGACUACACCGCCGCCUGGGCGGAGUACUACAGACAGCAGGGGGCGUAUUACAACCAGGGACAGACGCAGGCUCCCGGCCUCCCGGAUCAUUAAAUCGAACGACUACAGGUCCUUUAGUUGAAGAUUUUUGAAUCGCCGCGAGGAGGAUGAUACAGACCUUUUGUAACAGAGGUUUCUAGAUUUGCAACGCCUUGAAGACUUUUACUUUUUUUCUUAGUGAGAAACACUAGCUGUAGAAUGACUUAUAUGAUUUAAAAAAAAUAAAAAAUAAAGCGAGCGAGAGAGAGAGAGAGAGCUAUUUCUAAAUCAGGACGUAAAAUUGUUACUAAAUACUUGUGUACACCAUUAUUUGAAUGGGCAAUUUCCGGGAUCUUUUUUGGAUCGUUUCAGAGUCGGGUUUGUUUUCUAUAUACUUCCUUUUUAAUUCAAUGAUUAUUGUCAAAACGAACCCGGGAGUUGUGACAUUUCAUCAUCGAUCGCGCAAUAUAAUCUCUUAUUUUUCUAGUCCUGUUGCAAUAAACCGAUUGUGGGCUUAGCAGUCUUGACUACGUUAUGGUUUGGUUUUGUCAUGAGAUGUUUUAAGAAUGUGUACAAAAAUAUGUUUUCUUUUUCUUUUACACAGCGCAUUUUAAUUCAGUGAUAUAAAACUGUGAUGAUGUUUUUGUUACAGAAAAUAUAUUCUUUUGUUACGCGAAAUAUAAAAGCGACGUUGGCAGUCGGUUCCUGAUGUAAUUUCUCGUGUUCUCUUUUUUUUUUCCGGUUGUCGUUGUAUUGUACUCUGCUUCAAAACAAAGGUGCAAUAUCUUAUUUCAGUUUUUUUGAAACAAAGACGGUCUUCUCUAAUAUUUUGACAACUUUGUAGAUCUUAGAGGUAUUUUUUUUAGACGUAUGGAUAAUUUUUUAUUACAGUGAUUUGACGCGGGGGGGGGGUUCGGGGGGGUCGGUCGGUCGUGGUCUUGCUCGUAUUGUGAGAUUGUGAGAUUUUUUUUCGCUGUCUUGUAAAACUAUGUAUGUAUGCUCAGAGACUUGACUAAAUACUUUAUUUAAAAUAUAUAUAUAUAUAAUUAAAUCAAAGACUUUUUUGUCCUUCAUCUUACAGGAAAACUGUCCCUGUUUUCUGUUUUCAUAUACUGAAAUUUGUCAAAGAUUGUGAAUGUGUCAUUUGAAAUUAGAUGUUGCAUCUUGCUGUGAGAUGAGAGAGGUUUUAUGUAUGUUCUUUAAACUUUCAAGCGUUCGAGACUGCUAAGCCCGUGAGAGCCUACCUGUGUAUUAAUCGUAGUUUUUUAUAAGUAUUCAAAGAUCAACAUUCUGUCUUAUUUGGUACCACGCAGCAGUUUCUCUGAAGCCCCGAGCAGUACACACUGUGGACGUCUGUACGGUCCCCAUCCAGUAACUUUUUAAUGAUGAUUUUUGUUUCUUUCUACUCUGUGUGAUCUAAUAUAUGUAUGAUUGAUUAGUUACAAAUUGAACUAGUAUUAACUUCAUUGCUUAAUGAAAAGGGAUAUUAUAAUUUCAAAAUGUUUAAUUUUAGUGUUUUCUUUUCUUCCUCAUGUGUACAGGUAACUCGUGUAUUAAAAAUAUCAAAAGAUGA
Molecule: messenger RNA, 3272 nt
Organism: Triplophysa rosa
Lineage: Eukaryota; Metazoa; Chordata; Actinopteri; Cypriniformes; Nemacheilidae
Gene: fubp3
Product: far upstream element (FUSE) binding protein 3
Exons: 19
Coding region: 56-1774 (572 amino acids)
Biological process (GO): regulation of DNA-templated transcription
Cellular component (GO): nucleus; cytoplasm
Molecular function (GO): mRNA binding
Source: RefSeq, a predicted model, not a curated record